This is a messenger RNA of Mandrillus leucophaeus (drill), 2304 nucleotides long. RefSeq names its product tripartite motif containing 71, E3 ubiquitin protein ligase (gene TRIM71). The transcript has 4 exons. The record is from RefSeq and is a predicted model, not a curated record. The annotation marks the transcript as partial. Gene Ontology annotation, biological process: protein polyubiquitination; proteasome-mediated ubiquitin-dependent protein catabolic process. NCBI's taxonomy places the organism in Eukaryota, Metazoa, Chordata, Mammalia, Primates, Cercopithecidae. Gene Ontology annotation, molecular function: zinc ion binding; protein binding; ubiquitin protein ligase activity.
CGGCGCAGCAGCUGGGGCUCGGGCCGCCCUUUCCUGGCCCACCCUUCUCCAUCCUCUCAGUGUUUCCCGAGCGCCUCGGCUUCUGCCAGCACCACGACGACGAGGUGCUGCACCUGUACUGUGACACUUGCUCCGUGCCCAUCUGUCGUGAGUGCACAAUGGGCCGGCACGGGGGCCACAGCUUCAUCUACCUCCAGGAGGCGCUGCAGGACUCACGGGCACUCACCAUCCAGCUGCUGGCAGAUGCCCAGCAGGGACGACAGGCAAUCCAGCUGAGCAUCGAGCAGGCCCAGACGGUGGCGGAACAGGUGGAGAUGAAGGCGAAGGUUGUGCAGUCGGAGGUCAAAGCGGUGACUGCGAGGCAUAAGAAGGCCCUGGAGGAGCGCGAGUGCGAGCUGCUGUGGAAGGUAGAAAAGAUCCGCCAGGUGAAAGCCAAGUCUCUGUACCUGCAGGUGGAGAAGCUGCGGCAAAACCUCAACAAGCUUGAGAGCACCAUCAGUGCCGUGCAGCAGGUCCUGGAGGAGGGUAGAGCGCUAGACAUCCUGCUGGCCCGAGACCGGAUGCUGGCCCAGGUGCAGGAGCUGAAGACCGUGCGGAGCCUCCUGCAGCCCCAGGAAGAUGACCGAGUCAUGUUCACACCCCCUGAUCAGGCACUGUACCUUGCCAUCAAGUCUUUUGGCUUUGUUAGCAGCGGGGCCUUUGCGCCACUCACCAAGGCCACGGGCGAUGGCCUCAAGCGCGCCCUCCAGGGUAAGGUGGCCUCCUUCACAGUCAUUGGUUAUGACCACGAUGGUGAGCCCCGUCUCUCAGGAGGUGACCUGAUGUCAGCUGUGGUCCUGGGCCCUGAUGGCAACCUGUUUGGUGCAGAGGUGAGCGAUCAGCAGAAUGGGACAUACGUGGUGAGUUACCGGCCCCAGCUGGAGGGUGAGCACCUGGUAUCUGUGACACUGUGCAACCAGCACAUUGAGAACAGCCCUUUCAAGGUGGUGGUCAAGUCAGGCCGCAGCUACGUGGGCAUUGGGCUCCCGGGCCUGAGCUUCGGCAGCGAGGGUGACAGCGAUGGCAAGCUCUGCCGCCCUUGGGGCGUGAGUGUAGACAAGGAGGGCUACAUCAUCGUUGCCGACCGCAGCAACAACCGCAUCCAGGUAUUCAAGCCCUGCGGCGCCUUCCAUCACAAAUUCGGCACCCUGGGCUCCCGGCCUGGGCAGUUCGACCGACCAGCCGGGGUGGCCUGUGACACCUCACGCAGGAUCGUGGUGGCUGACAAGGACAAUCAUCGCAUCCAGAUCUUCACCUUCGAGGGCCAGUUCCUCCUCAAGUUUGGUGAGAAAGGAACCAAGAAUGGGCAGUUCAACUACCCUUGGGAUGUGGCGGUGAAUUCUGAGGGCAAGAUCCUGGUCUCAGACACGAGGAACCACCGGAUCCAACUGUUUGGGCCUGAUGGCAUCUUCCUAAAUAAGUAUGGCUUCGAGGGGGCUCUCUGGAAGCACUUUGACUCCCCACGGGGUGUGGCCUUCAACCAUGAGGGCCACUUGGUGGUCACCGACUUCAACAACCACCGGCUCCUGGUGAUUCACCCUGACUGCCAGUCGGCACGCUUUCUGGGCUCGGAGGGCACGGGCAAUGGGCAGUUCUUGCGCCCACAAGGCGUAGCCGUGGACCAGGAAGGGCGCAUCAUUGUGGCAGAUUCCAGGAACCAUCGGGUACAGAUGUUUGAAUCCAACGGCAGCUUCCUGUGCAAGUUCGGCGCUCAAGGCAGCGGCUUUGGGCAGAUGGACCGCCCUUCUGGCGUCGCCAUCACCCCCGACGGAAUGAUCGUGGUGGUGGACUUUGGCAACAAUCGAAUCCUAGUCUUCUAAUUGCAUUUCCUAGGUUUCUGUGUUUGGGGUGUGUGUGCGUCUCUCUCCCUCUCUUUCUCUCUCUCUCUUUUUGAAUUUCAAAGAAGAAACAGUCUCAGGGAAAUUUCUUUUUUCUUUUUUUUUUAAAAGAGAACAAGAAAAGUACAACAUUGCUUAAGUCCUACCUCAUCUUUAUUUUUUUACAGAUGAAUGUACUUAUCUUUUCUGCAGGGAUUGAGCCUGUGAAGUGAUAAUUUCUAUCUACCUCAUAAAUCUUUACAUUUCCUUCUGCAGCAGGCCCUCUUCCCCUCCUCAGUGGAGUUUGCAUUUCCCUCUUCCCCUGCGUGGGGCAUGAUAUGCACAAGCCUGGCAUCCGUAUGGCUGGGAGGGCACUGGAUGUGUGUGGUGGGGUGUAUUCUGUAGAUUGAGCCAAGGAAACACAAAAAAAAACUACUAAGUAAAAAAA